Cloeon dipterum is the source of this 563-nucleotide messenger RNA. RefSeq lists its product as uncharacterized. Gene Ontology annotation, molecular function: gamma-tubulin binding. The record is from RefSeq and is a predicted model, not a curated record. Lineage: Eukaryota; Metazoa; Arthropoda; Insecta; Ephemeroptera; Baetidae. The transcript has 3 exons. The coding region runs from base 1 to 495 and encodes 164 amino acids.
AUGCAUUUGAUGGCCAAGGAAAUGCACGUGCUGAUCCAGCAGGUGCUCAACAGCAUCUUGCAAGUGCGCCUGCAAGUGAAUUGGCACCACUUUUGCGAGGAAAUCAAAAGCAUCGCUUCGAUCGAGGCCGUGCGUGACCUGCACCAAAAGUAUCUCACGAGCAUUGAGGUCUGCUUGUUUUCAGAGCAGAUGCACGAGAUGCUAGACUUGACCAUCGAGCUCAACGACCUGUUCCAAUCCUUCAUGCUUGCCUUCAAGUUACCACUCCCAGCACAGAAACACACGAGGGAUGACGUUUCAUGCUACAAUUACGGGACAACCACACCAAGCAAAAAUAUUUUUUCGCCGUCAAGCGUACCCAAAAGACUUGAGCAUUUGCGAUCUGAUUUUUAUAUGCUCGUGAUGAACUUUCUGAUUGUGGUCAAGCAGAGGCCUGAAGAGGACAUGCAGAAUCUCUAUGAGUUCAUAAACUUGAACAAUUUUUACAGAGUCUGAGAGUUUGCAAGGAGAGCUUUGUUUCAUGUUUUAAGUAACAAAUUCGUUUAUUUUAUCAUCGUAUUUUU